AGAACGACGAUUAUAAGUUACGGUGGGACAAAUAUAAUAAUAGCCUGUGGAGGAGGGGCACAAAAUGUAACUGGCGGUGAUGGGUAUAGGAACGUUAAGGGGUUAGCAGGACAGUGUACUCGGAAAGGGGUAAAAUAUGCUGCCUUUUUAAGGCUUCCCAUGUUUGUCCUGUUCAUAUGGAUAGAACACAGCUCACACAGGACAGGAAACCAUGGAAUUGUGCAAGGGACCCCCCAGCGGGGACAAGUGAUCGUACACAAGAGCACUAACAGAUUAGUAGCAGAACCGCCAAUGAAUUUCGACGAAGUGUAUGGGACAUUCGAAGAAAACGUUUUGGAAAAAUUAGGGUACGAUGAAGAACAAUGCCAAACGGUAAAGAAUUCUGUAAAGUCCUAUUCCGAUAAGAUAAAAUGGAAUGUGGCAAAUGAGCAGAGUGCAGAGGAAUCUGAGAAAGGAAGUGGGGGAUCAGAUAACGCUUCAGAUAAGAGAAAUAGGGGAAAAGGGAAUUAUAAAUGUGCAGGAAUUUGGGGUUCGCUCAUAGAUUCAGUCGUAAAUUACAAGCUUACAUCCUUCACCAUUCUUAUCCUAGCUCUUGGAUACUUUCAGUCUCGAUACUUACUCGAAGUUAUGAGCAUAGUUAUACUACUGAAUGUAUUUUGGGAGCUCGAAAGCUUAAAUGAAAAAUUGAAAAUUCUAAAUAAAAUGAGGAGCGAAACUCCAAAGGCCAAGAAAAAAUCUGGUUUUAAGAAAUUAGUUUUAGAGAACGCUUCUAAGGAUAGUAGAAAUAUUUUAGUACAAUUUGGACUACCUUGUAGCACUGUACGAAUAUGCAAGAUGGCGGAGGUAACUUUUAGCGAAUGGAAUACGAAUACUUAUCUAGAAUCGGGAAAACGUACGAGGACAAGUUUUAAAAAAGAAAAUAAGAACAUCUCAAAUACAGGGAGAAUCAUCCGUGAUAGAAUACACACUUUUACCCUCCUUAAAGUUCUUAUAUUUUUACUUCUAAUAUGGAUAGUACAAUAUUCCGGCAGGGACACGAUCCAUGAAAUCAGGAAUAAUGGUGGAAUCUCCGAAUUUUUAGGCGGCUACAGAUUAUUAGCAGAGUCCGAAGUAAGCUUCGAUGGAAUAUUCCAUUUAUAUAAGGAAAACUUUUUAAAUAAAAUGGGAUAUACUGAUGAAGAUGCGGAAAGAAUCAGAACAACAGUGAAGUCACAUUUAGAUCAGGCGAAAAGUAUAGACAUAGAUCGAAGACGCAAGGAAAAAUCAGAAGUGUGUGAGGAUAUUAUAAAACAGGGUACGGACAAUAGCGUUUCAAAGUUUUCUAACAAUUUCAGAGUAUUAUCUUCUCCCUAUUUUCUUGCCGUAUGUUCAUUCAUACUAUUUUAUAAUGGAUAUUACAGGUUUUUUUUAGCUCUAAUGGGCAUACUGAUUUUUAAAUUUGUAAAUUUCUUUUGGGAUUUAAAAUAUAUCUGUGCAGGAAUGACGAAGAAUGUGUAA
Molecule: messenger RNA, 1497 nt
Organism: Plasmodium coatneyi
Lineage: Eukaryota; Apicomplexa; Aconoidasida; Haemosporida; Plasmodiidae
Product: Pv-fam-h protein
Exons: 6
Source: RefSeq, a predicted model, not a curated record